AUGGAUGAAGAUAGGGAAGCCUUAGCUACAGCUAGAGAAGAAAGCGUAGAUGAUAAUAACAUGGAUGACAAUCCUCCAAGUGAUGAAGAAGAGGGAGAAGAUGUCUUUGAUUCCUCAGAAGAAGAUGACAAUCUUGAUGAUGACGAAGAUGAAGCCAGAAAAGUAAAAGAAGGUUUUAUUGUUGAUGAUGAAGAAGAUUCCGACAAAGAGCUUGUAAGCGGCACUUCAAAAAGGAGAAGAAAACAUCGUAGAAAACAAAGAGAAGAAGAAGAUGACAGAUUAUCUGAAGAUGAUUUGGAUCUACUUAUGGAAAAUGCUGGUGUGAAGCGUACUGCAACUGCGACAUCAUCUGGUAGAUUAAAGAGAUUAAAAAGAGUUGGAGAUGAAGAAGCUGACGAGGACAAAUCCGAAGGGACAACUAGAACACACAAAGAAGACUCAGCAUCUAGAUUAGAGGACUUCUUUUCUGAAGAAGAAAACGAAGAAGAAGAAACGACUACUACAAGAAGACGUGCAGAAUAUGACGAGCUUGAAGAAGAUGAAAACAACCGGAACCGUGUAUCUCAUAAAACAGGUAUUCUAGAUGAAUUGGAUGACUUUAUAGAAGAAGAUGAGUUCUCUGAUGAAGAUGAAGAAACAAGACAACAUAGAAUACAGGAAAGAAAAAUGAUGAGAGACCAACGAAUGAAGCAACCAACCCAAAUAACAGGCCUUUCUUCGGAUAAAAUUGAUGAAAUGUAUGAUAUUUUUGGCGAUGGGCAUGAUUACGACUGGGCAUUAGAAAUCGAAAAUGAUGAGAUAGAAGAAGGUACUUUAGACGUAGGAGAUGAAGGUAACAACGGGCAGUACGAUGAGGAAACUGGUACGAGAUCCAAAAAGAAAAUCACCCUACGAGAUAUCUAUGAUUUACAGGAUUUAAAGAAAAACUUAAUGACCGACGAAGAUAUGCUCAUUAGGAAAACUGAUAUUCCAGAAAGAUUUCAAGAACUAAGGCAAGGUUUAGUGAACUAUGGUAAUUUAUCUUUGGAGGAUCAAGAAUUAGAGAAAAAUUGGAUCAGCGAUAAAACAGCUGUCGACAAAAAUUUUGAUCCUUCAUAUGACUUGACUGAAUUUAAAGAAUGUGUGGGGAAUGCUAUCAAAUUUCUAUCUCAAGAUAACCUUGAAGUCCCCUUUAUUUACGCUUAUCGUCGUAAUUAUAUCUCAUCAAAGGCCCGUGACGGUUUCGUGUUGACAGAAGAUGAUUUAUGGGAUAUUGUCGCCCUUGAUAUCGAGUUCCAUAGUAUUAUUUACAAGAGAGACUAUGUGAAAAGAUUUUACAAAGAACUGAAAUUAAAUGAUGAGAUGGUUGAUGACUAUUUUGAAAAUCAAACUACAGCGUCAGUUGCUGAACUGAAUUCACUACAAGAUAUCUACAACUAUUUGGAAUUCAAAUAUGCGCAAGAAAUUAAUGAAGUAUCUUUAGAACAUUCUGAAACGAACGGGAAGAAGCAUAUGAAGAACUCUAGUUACGAAAAGUUUAAAGGAAGUUCCCUGUAUAAAGCUAUUGAUGAUAUUGGUAUAACCGCUGAACAAGUUGGUGAGAACAUAAACUCACAACAUCAAAUCCAUGCGGCUGUUGACCAUCCUACUCAAAAACCACGGGAAGUGGUUGAAUCAAUCUUAAAUGCCAAUUCAAAGGACCUACAAGUAUUUACCUCAAACGUUAAGUUAGCUAUGGAUACAGUACAGAAAUAUUAUGCCUUGGAACUUUCAAAAAAUAUUAAGAUCAGAGAAAAAGUCAGAUCUGAUUUCUACAAGUAUUAUCUAGCCGAUGUAGUUCUUACUUCGAAGGGGAAGAGGGAAAUCCAAAAAGGGUCAUUAUAUGAAGAUAUUAAAUAUGCUAUUAAUAGGACUCCCAUUCAUUUCCGUAGGGAUCCUGACGUUUUCUUACGUAUGCUGGAAGCAGAGCGUCUAAAUUUAUUAACUGUAAAACUUCAUAUGUCUUCCCAAACACAGUAUGUCAACCAUUUAUUCCAGUUGUCUCUAGAAACGACAAAUACAUCAGAGCUAGCUACAGAGUGGAAUAAUUUCCGUAAAACGUCAUUUAUUCAAGCGGUUGAAAAAAUCUUCGCUGAUAUUUCUCGUGAAAUUAAGGAUGAUUUGGAGAAGACAUGUCAAAAACUUGUUGCCAAAACUGUACGCCACAAGUUCAUGACAAAAUUAGAUCAAGCACCCUUUAUUCCUGAUUUGAAAGAUCCUAAGAUUCCAAGGAUAUUAACACUAACAUGUGGUCAAGGGGUAUUCGGACAAGAUGCGAUUAUGGCUGUUUUCGUUAAUCGUAAAGGGGAUUUCGUGAAGGACUUCAAAAUUGUUGAUAAUCCAUUUGAUAAGGUGAAUCCACAAAAUUUUGAAGACACUUUAGAUAACAUUAUUCAAAAUUGUCAACCUAAUGCUAUUGGUAUAAAUGGUCCAAAUCCUAAAACGCAAAAGUUCUACAAGAAACUACAAGAAGUUAUUCAUAAGAAGCAAAUAGUUGAUAAUAAGGGUCAUAACAUACCGAUUAUUUAUGUCGAUGAUGAAGUUGCCAUUCGUUACCAACAUUCCGAGAGGGCGUCUCAAGAGUUCCCAAACAAACCUCCCUUAAUCAAGUAUUGUAUUGCUCUUGCACGUUAUAUGCAGUCGCCACUUCUAGAAUAUUCCAAUCUGUCUUUGGAAGAACUAAGAUCCUUAUCCAUACAUCAACAUCAAUUAUUAUUACCUAUUGACAUUCUUACGCGUGCAUUAGAAACAGCAUUUGUUGAUAUUGUCAAUCUUGUCGGUGUCGAAGUGAACAAGGCAACCGAUAAUGCAUAUUAUGCAAGCACACUAAAAUAUAUUUCGGGUUUUGGGAAACGUAAAGCAAUUGACUUUCUAGAAUCUUUACAAAGGUUGAAUGAACCUCUUCUUGCUCGUCAACAAUUGAUUACUCAUAACAUUUUACACAAGACUAUAUUUAUGAAUUCUGCAGGGUUUUUAUACAUAUCUUGGAAUGAAAAGAGACAAAAAUACGAAGACCUUGAGCAUGACCAAUUGGAUAGUACUAGAAUACAUCCAGAAGAUUAUCAUCUAGCUACCAAAGUUGCUGCAGAUGCUUUAGAAUAUGAUCCUGAUACAAUUGCUGAGAAAGAAGAUCAAGGUACUAUGAGUGAAUUUAUUGAACUUCUAAGAGAAGAUCCUGAUCGUAGAACAAAACUAGAGUCCUUGAAUUUGGAUUCCUAUGCGGAGGAAUUGGAACAAAAGACAGGACAGAAGAAGUCAAAUAAUUUAAAUACAAUUGUUCUUGAAUUAUUAGACGGAUUCGAAGAAUUGAGAAACGAUUUCCAUCCACUUCAAGGUGAUGAAAUCUUCCAAACGUUAACCGGUGAAACUGAAAAGACGUUCUUCAAAGGCUGCAUUAUACCUGUUAGAAUUGAACGUUUCUGGCACAAUGAUAUUAUUUGUACCACGAAUUCAGAAGUUGAAUGUGUUGUCAAUGCCCAACGUCAUCUUGGUGUUCAAUUGAAGAGACCAGCGAAUGAAAUAUAUGAAGUUGGUAAGACGUAUCCUGCAAAAGUUAUAUUUAUCGAUUACGCAAAUAUUUCUGCAGAAGUCUCCCUUCUGGAACAUGAUAUCAAACAUCAAUAUGUUCCAAUCAGUUAUAGUAAAGAUCCUUCCAUUUGGGAUUUAAAGCAAGAGUUAGAAGAUUCAGAGGAAGAGAAGAAGAUCACAAUGGUAGAAGCUCGUGCGAAGAGGACCCAUCGUGUUAUCAAUCAUCCUUAUUAUUUCCCAUUUAAUGGUAAACAGGCUGAAGAUUACUUGAGAAGUAAAGAACGUGGUGAUUUCGUAAUAAGACAAUCUAGUCGAGGCGAUGAUCAUUUAGUCAUUACGUGGAAGUUGGAUAAGGACUUAUUCCAGCAUGUCGAUAUCAAGGAAUUGGAGAAGGAAAAUCCUUUGGCACUUGGUAGAGUCCUGGUUGUCGAAGGACAAAAGUAUCAUGAUUUGGAUCAAAUCAUUGUAGAAUAUUUGCAAAACAAGAUUCGUUUACUGAACGAAUUAACCACUAAUGAAAAGUUCAAACGCGGCAAUAAGAAAGAAGUCAUUAAAUUUAUCGAGGAAUACUCUGAAGUUAAUCCUAAUAAGUCAGUUUACUAUUUUAGUUUAAAUUACGAGAACCCAGGUUGGUUCUACUUAAUGUUUAAAUUGAAUGCUCAGAGUAAAUUGUAUACUUGGAAUGUGAAAUUAACGAACACAGGGUUCUUUUUGGUGAAUUAUAACUAUCCAACUGUCGUCCAACUAUGUAACGGGUUCAAGACAUUACUAAGGUCAAAUAGUACCAGAAAUAGAACGACAAAUUACCAUUAG
Molecule: messenger RNA, 4359 nt
Organism: Naumovozyma dairenensis CBS 421
Lineage: Eukaryota; Fungi; Ascomycota; Saccharomycetes; Saccharomycetales; Saccharomycetaceae
Gene: SPT6
Product: chromatin-remodeling histone chaperone SPT6
Exons: 1
Coding region: 1-4359 (1452 amino acids)
Biological process (GO): transcription elongation-coupled chromatin remodeling; positive regulation of transcription elongation by RNA polymerase II; nucleosome organization
Cellular component (GO): transcription elongation factor complex
Molecular function (GO): DNA binding; nucleosome binding; histone binding
Source: RefSeq, a predicted model, not a curated record